This is a messenger RNA of Talaromyces atroroseus, 1701 nucleotides long. RefSeq names its product Enhancer of polycomb-like protein 1. Lineage: Eukaryota; Fungi; Ascomycota; Eurotiomycetes; Eurotiales; Trichocomaceae. The record is from RefSeq and is a predicted model, not a curated record. Gene Ontology annotation, cellular component: piccolo histone acetyltransferase complex. Gene Ontology annotation, biological process: regulation of transcription by RNA polymerase II. The transcript has 4 exons. Bases 1 to 1701 code for a protein of 566 amino acids.
AUGACUAGGUACGGGGGUAUGGGGAGGACGCGCCCAAAAAAGCUCACUUCCAAGGCUUCCAUCCCCAUAGUGAGGGAGGAUCAAAUAGACUUCAUCGACGAAGAUGUCCAGGCCGCCCUCCAACAGGUCGAGACCGGUGUGGAAAAGGCCGAAGAAUCGGAAAUUCACCUUCAAGCUGCCAUUAACGCCGUAGCCCUCGGAAAAAUCAGCGAAGCCAACAUCCCCACGCCCGAAACUGUCCUUAGCUCCAUUAGAUAUGAUGAGCUAUAUCCUCCAACAUUCUCACAGCCAGCCACAUAUAUUCGCUUUUCCUCCACGGUGGAGGAUUGCUGUGGAUGUACAUAUGAUCUUGUGGAGGAAGAUGAUGUCUUCCUCAAGAUAAUGAAUGAGAAGAGGGACCCUUCUAGUCCUCCGUGCACGGAAGACCAAUUUGAAGAAGUGAUGCAAUUUUUUGAAGAGACAGCGCAAACAAAACAACCAUACGCAGCCGUAGACCAUCCACCUGUCCUGUCUUUCGCGGAGAUUGAGGAGUCCUUCGAUGCUGCCGUAGAUGAACACAUCAAGAAAUUUGCCAAGGACAUAUACGAUCAUUGGAAGUCGAGGAGAGUUAACAAGGGCAAUAGCCCCUUGCAAUCGGCGCUCAAGUUCGAAACGGGCCAAGAAACCGACGAUGGAGAUCCAUAUGUAUGUUUCCGUAGGCGCGAAGUGCGACAGAUUCGCAAGACCCGUGGUAGGGAUGCACAGAGCGCCGAAAAGCUUCGUAAGCUUCGCAAAGAACUGGAAGAUGCGCGUCAAUUGGUUGCUUUCGUGCGGCAGCGAGAGCUUGCCAGAAAAGAAAUGUUCAUCAUUGAAAAGCAAGUCUUCCAACAACGUGCGCAAGUCAAGGAUAUGAAACGGAAACUUGGAAUCAAAGAUGACGAUGAGGAUCUUAUCAACCAGAAGCCGAAAAAGAAGCCAGUCGAAGUACCAGCGAUACAACGUCCUGUUCCAUCACAUCUUCGCAUAUCUCAGCGACCCGGAACCCAAGCUGCCGAAGACUUGCAGCUGUUGGAAGAGGUCCAAGCCGAGAAGGAGAAUGAAAUCAUUCGUGACAUUAAGCAAAACCUGCAGAAGCACUUAAAAUGGAACGAGGGGUACAUUGAUCACACGACUGCUCCGCUCACACCGUCUCCCAAGAGAAGCUUCGAAGCUGCAUUCCGCCCUGCAAUCACGACCCAAUUGCCCACACCACCAUCUUCAGAUUCAUCGGAUGCAAAUGAUGUCGCGCUAGAUUCCCUGCAUCCAUACUUCCGCGAUCGAUUCGCAAGCAUGGAUAUGGAUGAUGACACCACCAAGAUGCCGUCAUUCAGGAGGCGUGUAGGCCGAGGCGGACGAGUGAUGAUAGACCGUCGUAAUUUGGCGACUAAAUUCAAAUCGGACAUUGACCCCAUCAUCCUUGAUCGGUUCAAAUAUGAUGGCGAUGACGAUGACGAUGAAGAUUUGGUUUUUGAGCGUGAUAAAUAUGACAUUCAAAUAAUGCAGCAUCGUGCUAUAAUGGCUGCGAAGGCCCGUGAAGUAGCACAGAUGCAGGCCCAAGCUCAAGCUCAUGCUCAUGCGCAGGCUCAAGCCCAACGACAGUUGCUCGGAGAGCGCAAUGCAUCUGGGGCAGCAGGGGGCUCCAAUCCUGAUCCGGGAGCAGUCGCCAAGAAUGCUUCCACCUAA